CUCGACCCCUCCCCGGGCCGGCACCACCCGCCCAUCCCGUUCGCUGCUGGUUUCGUUUUCGUUUCCUCGCCCCGGGGGCUGGAGCGUCCCCGGGUGGGGCCGCCCGGCGCCGGCAGCCGCGGCGCGGCCAUGGCGUUCGCCACCCAAGCGCUGCGGGUGCUGUGCGCCAGCGGCGGCUGCCUGGAGCAGAGCGAGCUCCGGCAGCGGAUUCCGGGCCGGCCCACGGAGGAGCAGCUGGCGCUGGUGCUGCGGGACGCGCAGCGCUUCACGCUGGUGCGGCGGCCCGGCGAGGCGGCGGCGGCAGGGGGGGUGGUGGUGGUGGUGGCCACCAGCCCCGUACGGCUGUGCCAGGAGUACGGCGCGGGCUGCGAGGGGCAGUGCGGGCGGCUGCACCUCUGCAAGUUCCACCUGAAGGGGCUGUGCCGCAACCAGCAGGCGAGGAAGGAAUGCAAGUUUGUUCACAACUUCCACUCAGACCACAAUCUCUAUGUUCUAAAACAAAAUGGACUUGAGAAGUUAAACAGCGAUGAGCUUCGCCAGCUUCUGCUUCAAAAUGACCCUUCCCUCUUACCAGAGGUCUGCUUGUAUUAUAACAAAGGUGAUGGACCUUAUGGAUCUUGUACCUACAAAAAGAUGUGUACCAAACUGCAUGUUUGCCAGUACUUUUUGCGGGGACAGUGCAGAUUUGGCAGCAGCUGCAAGCGAUCCCAUGACUUACUGAAGUCAGAAUGUUAUGAGAAACUGGAGAGACAGGGAAUAAGCUCAAACAUUAUUGAGAAACUACCCUCCAUUUAUAGGAAUAUGUAUGACAUUAAAAAUGGCAACAGGAGUGUGUAUGACAUAGAAGAUGUCCAGUCUUCACCAUGCAAAGAGAGAAAACACAGUUCUAGCCGAGAGUCCUUGACUACAAAUGAUGACGAAUUGGCACAGAUAUGUUUAUAUCAUCUGUACAGAAAUUGUGGCUUUAAAGAUAAGUGUAUCAGAACUCAUUUUCAUUUGCCAUACAGAUGGCAGAUCUCUGAUGGUAAUACCUGGAAGGACUUGAAGAAUAUGGAAGAAAUAGAAAAAGCAUAUUGUGACCCUAGUAACACCAGAUUUAAUAAUGGUGUUACUGAAAGUGGCUCUGUCUUGUCAUGUAUCUGUUUUCUGAAUAUGUGCUCUGGGUUUGAAAAGGUUAGACGACUUUCUACAGCUUCGUCUGUGACCAAACCCCCUCACUUCAUUCUUACAACAGAAUGGAUCUGGUACUGGAAAGAUGAAUAUGGCCUGUGGCAGGAGUAUGGAAAAAAGGAUAAUAAUCACAUAGCUGCCACUAUCUCCAGUGAUGACCUGGAGAAAGCUUAUAUAGCCAAAAGUUCUCCAAAGCUGAACUUCAAAGCUGGAAAACAUGAAUAUGAACUCAAUUUUGGAGCCAUGAUUCAGAAAAACCUUCGCUACACAACAGAGAGAGCGAUUUGCAGAAGACCUAAAUUUGUCUCUCAGACAGAGGUGGAAAAGACAAGAGCCAGGGGCUUUAAAAAUACAGAACAGUUUAAGGGCAUUCCAGCUCACUGGGACAAAUCUGCGCUGCCUGAACUGGGAUUCAAGCUGAUUGAGCUUGACAGUUCUUCUGAAGAAUACAAGAAAGUCAAGGUGGACUUUCAACGCACAAUGCCCAAAACAGUUAUUAAAAGGAUUUGUAGAGUUCAGAACCCAUCUCUCUGGGAACUGUAUCAAUGGCAAAAGGAACAAAUGCAGAAGAGCAAUGGCGGAAAGGAUGUGGAUGAGCGAUUUUUGUUUCAUGGGACCAGUAAAAAAUACAUUGAUGCCAUCUGUCAUCAAAACUUUGACUGGAGGAUCUGUGGCCUUCAUGGGACAGUCUACGGCAAAGGAAGCUAUUUUGCAAGGGAUGCAUCUUAUUCUGACAACUACUGCUUGGAAGACUCACACUGCAAGACCAUGUUUCUGGCACGGGUGCUGGUGGGGGAGUUCACGCUUGGUAGUUCAUCUUAUGUUCGGCCUCCCUUGAAGGACAACCAGAACUUCUAUGACAGUUGUGUGAAUAGCUCUUCAAACCCUUCUAUCUUUGUCAUCUUUGAGAAGCAGCAGAUUUAUCCAGAGUAUCUCAUAGAAUACAUUGACCAGGCAUUGGCAAGAAUGCUAUAGCAGCAGAACUUGUCAUCAUUAUGUUUAGCUGGUACAAACAUUUUUUAGUAGUGGCUUCAGAGGAAAAAAAAAGUGAUUUUUAGAAGUUGUGUAAUUGGGUAGGUGAGUGUCCAGAAACAUUUAUUCUCUAUCCUUUCUGUGCAAUAGAAAACAAGGGGUAAAAAUACAUGAAGGAUGUCUUAGAAUUCUUAAAAUCCUGUGUCUGUCUCCUGUUCUCUAGCAGGUAUCAUGUUUCCCUGCAUUACUAGGGACUUUUAUGCAUUUAUUAGAUGGUUGUAACAUAAGGAUUGGCUAUGACUGACAAGUUUAAUCAAUAUUUAGUUACAAUUGUUUCAGGAUAGGUCUUUACAUGUGCUCAUUGGUCAGAGGCUGUAUCCUUCUACCUGUUUAUCUUUUAACUCAAAAUUUUAUAAAACCUGCUUUUAAAAAUAAUGUGUCCUGUAACAGUAGACAUUCAAGUGUUUGCAAAUGAGACUGUACCAUGUUUGUCUCUGUGUGCAACUCGCUGCAUAAAUUCUUAGCAGCACUGGUUUUUGUCCCUACUUGACCUUCACAAACAAAGCCUCCAAAAUUAAACUUGUUUGUUGAAAAGGAACAGAGACUUAUUUUUACCUGUUAAUUUUCUCAUCCAAAACAAGUACCAAAGACAUGAAGCAUAGCAAGGGUUGCUUGGUGCUGUGCUACUCUGUUAACUUACUCUGUCAGAUAAAUGCUGUAUUUUAGGUCUGUGAGACCACAAGUUUUUUAUGACUUUCACUGUGCCUACAAAUGAGAGAGUGCUGGCAGGUGCCGGUGGGGAAGAAGAGGAGGCAACUCACUCUGUCAUUUAAGAAUAUCAUACUUAGGAGUGAAAUACACUGCUUGCACUGCUGUGUUAGCAAUACCUUCUUUUUGUGGAGCCACUUUAUGGAUCUCUUACAGCUGUUGGGAAGGACAGUGAGUGACUGACUUCCCUUGGGUGUACUGCCCCUUUGAUUGCAGGAGAUAUGCUGGUUACCUGUGUAAUCAAGGUGUCUUUGGACUUUCUUGCAGGAAAAAUGUGCUUACCUGGGAGUGCACUGUCUUCAGCCACUGAGCUGAAGAUUUAAAAAUCUGAAGAUUAAGUUGAAUAUUUCAGUUGUUCCCAGCUGUGAUUGUUUUGGCUGGGACAGAGUUAAUUUUCUCCAUACUAGCUAGUAUGGGGCUAUGUUUUGGAUUUGUGCUGAACACAGUGUUGAUAACACACGAAUGUUUUCAUUACCUCUGAGCAGGGCUUGCACAGAGUCAAGGCCUUUUCUGCCUCUCACCGCACCAGCGAGCAGGCCUGGGGGUGCACAAGAAGCUGGGAGGGGACACAGCUGGGACAGCUGACCCCAACUGGCCAAAGGGAUAUUCCGUACCAUAUGUCAUCAUGCUCAGCAUGUAAAGCUGGGGGAAGAAGGAGGAAGGGUAAGACAUUUGGAGUGAUGGCGUUUUGAUGGAGCCCUGCUUUCCUGGAGAUGGCUGAACACCUGCCUGCCCAUGGGAAGGAGUGAAUUAAUUCCUUGUUUUGCUUUGCUUGUGCGCACGGCUUUUGCUCUACCUAUUAAACUGUCUUUGUCUAAACCCACAAGUUUUCUCACUUUUACUCUUCUGAUUCUCUCCCCCAUCCCACUGGGGGAGAGCAAGCAAGCAGAUGUGUGGGUCUUAGUUGCUGGCUGGGGUUAUACCACACCAGCAAAAGAUGUUAUUAAUGUUGAGUAGUCAGCAUAAUUGUAUGCAGAUGACAAAACGCUUGAACUGUCAAGUAUUUCUUAAGAGAGUAAAGUUGCUGAUGCAUAGGCAGAUACUUUAUCACAGUUUUAAUGCUCCUAAAUGAGUACUAGUUAUAGUGUACUGCAAAAGCCUUAAGAUAUACAUUGUAUAGGACCAAAACCAGCUCAUCUCUACCUGUAUUCUAGAAGCACUUCUUUUUAAUUCAGUUGGGUGAUGACUGACAGGUGUACACUGGAUAACUAUUACUUCAGCACUGUGAACCAGAAGCUUAGCCAUGAUUAGCUAGAGUAAGGCUGUGCAGAACUCCUUUUUAUAUGAGCUGUAAAACUAGCAGCACGAUAUCUGAAGAAAAAUACUCCUAUUUGUAUUUAAACACAGUAAAACACAGGAUGUGGAAAAGCAAGUUGGCUGUAUUCUUUCUUUUGAAAGAUUUGUAAUAGAACAUACACAAUAAAUCCUAUGUCAGCAAA
This is a messenger RNA of Phalacrocorax carbo (great cormorant), 4349 nucleotides long. The record is from RefSeq and is a predicted model, not a curated record. Lineage: Eukaryota; Metazoa; Chordata; Aves; Suliformes; Phalacrocoracidae.